AUGUUACGAACGCUUCAGAAUCUUUCGAUAGGUAGCAGCCGAGCUUUUGCUACAUCGUCGCAACCAGCAUUUCCAGCGGUAUUGGCUCCAUCAUACUCACUGCUUGAUAGUGCGCUGUUUGAUGAUGUUAGAAGUCGUGUCAGUCAAAAUGGGAGAACAAUGAAAAAGAUCUUAGUGACAGUUGUAAACAGAGAUGGAUCAAAAAAGGAGUGCCUUAUGAACAAAAACAUUUCUACAGCAUUUGACUGUGCCAAACAUUUCAAUAUGUUGUGGGCUAAGCGGACGGUGCUGGCGCUCACUUCAUAUUCGGAACAUGUUGUUCAAUUGGAGUGUAUGAACGAACCGUUGCGAGACAAAUGCAGUAUCGAGUUGCUUGACUUUCAAAAUGAAGACUACGCGGAGCAAAUCAGUAAGGCAUAUUGGAGGUCGUGCAGUAUACUGUUAGCUGCUGUUUUAUCUGCUGGUUUAAGGGAUAAGAUUUCUGUGUCAGGUCUUUACAAUAAAGUGGAAAAAUCGUAUUUCGCCGUUGACAUAGUUGGAUUGAACGAUUCUUUGUCACCGUCUGAUCUCAGAGAUCUGUCUUGGUUUGCUCGUUCAGAAUUUGUCAGCAGUGAUAUUCCUUUUGAGACUGUAUUUGUCCCGCAAGAGUUGGCUUGUGAUUAUGGGCUGAAAUCAAGAGUGCGGUUGUGCCGGCUUGGUAAUUUUGUGACAGCCAUUGAUGGCCCAGUAAUAUCUCGAUCUGAUCAAGUCGGUCGAUUCAGCAUAGUUAAGACUAUCUCAAAAGGCGAUGUUACCCACGUGGGAGGAGUUUCCCUUCCUGCUGCCCAGAAGACAUCUUCGUUCUUAUGGGAAAAAAUAGUGGAGAACGCGAGAGAUAAAAUCGAUUGA
Messenger RNA from Necator americanus (New World hookworm), 888 nucleotides. RefSeq lists its product as uncharacterized. The record is from RefSeq and is a predicted model, not a curated record. Gene Ontology annotation, molecular function: nucleotide binding. Lineage: Eukaryota; Metazoa; Nematoda; Chromadorea; Rhabditida; Ancylostomatidae. The transcript has 9 exons. The coding region runs from base 1 to 888 and encodes 295 amino acids.